CACGGGCACCACCAGGCUGCAGCCCUGCCCAGCGCGGGGCGCCCCUGCUGCCCCCGGGCCGCCCCGCCGGUCCCCCGUCCCCCCUCAGUCUGGGGCAGCCGCUAAGGGCCCCGUGAGGCGCGGCUGUUGCUGCGGGGCGAGCACAGCGCCAGCGCCAGGGCCAGCAGUGCGGGGCCCGGGCCGGGCCCGGGAUCCAGGGAGGGACCGAGCCAGGCCGCGCGGCAGCCGCGUCUCCCCAGCAACGGGCCUAGCUCCCGGCGCGGCGCCGCGCCCCCUCCCCCCCGGCUCGGGGCUGAGCUCCCCCCACCUCCCCCGGGCCGGGUUUGGGGGUGCGCGUGUGCGCGCGGGGGGAGGGGGAGGCUCGUCUUGGCCUCAUUUCCUCCCCGCUCUCCUCCGCACCCACCCAGCAGCGGGCUCGUGGAGCUGGGAGGAGGCUCGUCUCCUCCCUCCUGCUCCCGCUGCCGCCGCCGCUGGGUCGGCCGGGGCUGCGGGCAUCUCCUACCUCGGCGCCAGGGCUCGAGGGGGGAGGUGGGAGGGGGGCCGCCACCGACCCUCGCCGCUGCGCGCUGGGGAGCGGGGCGCGCGGCCCCACCAUGGGCAAGGACCAGGAGCUGCUGGAAGCCGCUCGCACGGGGAACGUGGCUCUGGUGGAGAAACUCCUGUCUGGGAGGAAAGGCGGGAUCUUGGGCAGUGGAUCCGGAGCUAUUCCCUUAUCCAGCUUGCUGAGCAUCUGGCGAGGACCAAAUAUAAAUUGUACAGACAGCUCAGGUUACACUGCUUUACACCAUGCAGCUUUAAAUGGACACAAGGAUAUUGUUCUCAAAUUACUUCAGUUUGAAGCAUCAACUAAUGUGGCAGAUAACAAAGGUUAUUUUCCUCUGCAUUUGGCUGCUUGGAGAGGAGAUGUAGACAUUGUGAAGAUUCUCAUCCAUCAUGGGCCAUCACACUCCAGAGUGAAUGAACAGGUCCGCCGCUGUCCUUUCUCCACUCUCCACAGCCGGACUUCCAUGUCUUCUCUGCAGAACAAUGAAAAUGAAACACCGUUGCAUUGUGCGGCUCAGUAUGGACAUUCAGAAGUAGUUGCUGUUCUACUGGAAGAGCUAGCAGACCCAACAAUAAGAAACAACAAAUUAGAAACUCCUUUGGAUCUGGCAGCACUUUAUGGGCGUCUACGGGUAGUAAAGAUGAUCAUCAAAGCCUAUCCAAAUUUGAUGAGCUGCAACACUAGAAAACAUACACCUUUGCAUCUGGCUGCACGUAAUGGCCACAAAGCUGUUGUACAGGUGCUUCUAGAGGCUGGAAUGGAUGUCAGCUGCCAAACAGAAAAGGGAAGUGCGCUACAUGAAGCUGCUUUAUUUGGAAAGGUGGAUGUAGUACGUAUUUUGCUAGAAACAGGAAUUGAUGCCUACAUAAAGGACAGUUUAGGUAGAACAGUUUUAGAUAUUCUUAAAGAACAUCCAUCUCAGCAAUCACUCCAAAUUGCUGCUCUACUUCAAGACUACAUGGAAACAGGAAAUGCAUCUGUUUCAGAGGAACCCAUGCAGGAAUGUCCACUGUCAGAACAUCAGUCUUGCAUUUUAUCCCCAGAAGUUUCUCCAUCCCAAAGGACUAAAAGUGAAGCUGUGACUGGAGAGUUAUCAAAGCUCUUAAAUGAAAUCAAGCUAUGCCAAGAAAAGGAAUAUUCUUUUGAAGAUUUGUCACAUACAAUAUCAGACCAUUUUCUGGACAAUUUUAGUAAGAUAGAAGAAGAAGAACUUGUGACCAGUGGAAGCCAAACAAAACUUAAUAUAAAGACUUCAUCAACAAACUUGUCACCAGGAGAAGAGGAAGAGGAAGAUGCGGGUGAAAACAGUUGUGGUCCCACAGGUUUAUGGGAGGCAUUAACACCUUGCAAUGGAUGCAGGAACCUUGGAUUCCCUAUUCUCACACAGGAAUCCUUUCCAAAGAAGAGGAGCUAUGCACUGGAAAUAAUACCAUCUGCUUCCCUUGAUAUACUUACUUCAGAAAAUGAGAACCAUUUAUGUGAUUCCAUGGAGAUAGCAGUUACAAAGAAGCCAUGUUCAUUAGAAAUAGCAAGGUUAUCUUCCUCAAGAACAGUCUUGUCUCCAGCAAGAAGAAAAAAUAAUGCACCUCAGGUAGCAAUUACUGCACCAGGAACUGGUAACCAUAGAAACAGCUCUACAGGCCCAACACCUGACUGCUCUCCUCCAUCACCAGACACUGCACUUAAAAACAUAGUAAAAGUUAUACGCCCUCAGCCUAAACAGCGCACAUCAAUAGUAUCUUCUCUGGAAUUUCACCGACUGAAUCACAGCCACGAUUAUUUUGAAAUCAGCUCGUCCAUUGGUCAUGCAAGCUUUACUUCCAGUCCUCCGGUCAGUCCAGCUAACUAUUCAACUGGAUCAGUUGAAGACAGUGUUGAAGAUGGUGAACUUUCAGACACUCUGACCUACGGAAGCUCUGAGAAGAAACCCAGUAAUGGGCACCAAAACAAACAUAUCCAGCUCUUCUGUAAGGAGAAUCUUUGUCUACAAGAAGUAUCCACUGAAAAUGAGCUUCCUGAAGGAAACCCUGCUGAACAAUUUGCUGGUCUGCUUCAUGGAUCAUCACCUGCCUGUGACCCACCUGAAAAUCCACUGCAGCUGUAUAGCAAAAUAGACCAGUGCAAUGAUCCACAAAGGAAAAGCAGCUUAAACAAGAAUACAGUGCAACAGACAUGGAUGCAACAGGAAAACAGCACUGAUGCCCCAGUUAAGAAAAAAAAACCACAAGUUGUAAGCAGAACCAUAUUUUAUACUAAAAUUAAACCAGUAGAAAAUCGUACAUUGGUUGGCACAACAACAAGGCUGGGCGAGCAAUGGGUAAUCACUACAGGGGGAUUUGUGGAGCGAGCUUGCACACUUGGAAGGAUACGAUCUUUGCCUAAGGCACUGCUUGAAAUGCAUUUAUCCAAAAAUGUUUCAAAGUCAGACUCUAAUCUUAUCUCCUGUCCACCUAAUGAGAAGAAAACACGAAGUAACUGGGGUGAAGCCACACUAAGACAACAGAAUUCUAAAGGAAAUUCUGAAAGAACACCGUCCUUCACUUCAGAAUGGGAAGAAAUUGAUAAAAUAAUAAGUUCCAUAGAUGCUGGAAUUAACACUGGGCUAGAAGAAAUGAAUGAUCAUAUUGCAAGACCCAGAUGCCCUGUUCAGACAGUGGGACAAUGGUUGGAAAAUAUUGGGCUACCUCAAUAUGAGAACCACUUGAUGGCUAAUGGAUUUGACAAUGUACAAUUUAUGGGAAGCAAUGUAAUGGAGGAUCAGGAUCUGUUGGAAAUAGGAAUACUUAACUCUGGACACAGACAAAGAAUUCUGCAGGCAAUCCAGCUCCUUCCAAAGAUUAAACAAAUUGGUCAUGAUGGCUACAACCCCCCGUCUGUGGCUGAGUGGCUGGACUCCAUUGAACUGGGUGACUAUACCAAAUCCUUUCUGAUUAAUGGCUAUACAGCGAUGGACCUAGUGAAAAAAAUCUGGGAGAUUGAACUAAUGAAUGUCUUAAAAAUCAGCUUGAUUGGCCACAGAAAACGCAUUUUGGCAUCUCUAGGAGACAGGCUUCACGAAGAUCCUCCUCAGAAACCACCACGGUCAAUAACCCUCAGGGAACCCAGUGGUAACCACACUCCUCCUCAGUUGUCUCCAUCACUUAGCCAAAGCACAUACACUACUGGUGGCUCCCUAGACGUUCCUCACAUUAUCAUGCAGGGUGAUGCAAGAAGAAGAAGAAAUGAAAACUAUUUUGAUGAUAUUCCCCGGUCAAAGUUGGAAAGGCAGAUGGCACAGCAGUCGUCUGUCUGUGAGAUAUGGACCAACCAGAAUGCAGGAUAUCCUUUCUCAUCGAUCCAUCAGGUUCAUAAUACAGGAGACUGGGGAGAGCCUUCAAUUACCUUACGACCUCCUAAUGAAGCCACAGCAUCGACACCAGUACAGUACUGGCAACAUCACCCAGAGAAACUCAUCUUCCAGUCAUGUGAUUAUAAAGCAUUUUAUUUAGGUUCUAUGCUGGUAAAAGAGUUAAGAGGCACAGAAUCAACGCAGGAUGCCUGUGCAAAGAUGAGGAAGUCUACAGAGCAAAUGAAGAAAGUACCUACUAUUGUUCUAUCAGUCUCUUACAAGGGAGUCAAAUUUAUUGAUGCAACGAAUAAGAAUAUUAUUGCUGAACAUGAAAUCCGCAACAUUUCUUGUGCUGCACAAGAUCCUGAAGACCUCUCAACAUUUGCCUACAUCACUAAAGACUUGAAGACUAACCACCACUACUGCCAUGUAUUCACUGCAUUUGACGUGAAUUUAGCCUAUGAAAUCAUUCUUACACUAGGACAAGCAUUUGAGGUUGCCUAUCAGCUUGCUCUACAAGCACGCAAAGGAGGCCAUUCUUCAACCCUUCCAGAAAGCUUUGAAAACAAACCCACCAAACCAAUUCCAAAACCACGGGUUAGCAUUCGAAAGUCUGUGCAGAUAGAUCCAUCUGAACAAAAGACUCUUGCCAAUCUACCAUGGAUUGUAGAACCUGGACAAGAAGCCAAAAGAGGCAUUAAUACCAAGUAUGAAACUACAAUUUUCUGAUACAAAACUGUCCUCUGUUCUUUGUUGUGCCUUGCACUCCAAGCAGUCACAGCACAGCCUUUCCUUUACGGCAAUGUUUCAGUCCAGCAGAGAGGAAGACUGCACUGUAAGAGUGGCCUUGUAACUAACAAAAAAAAAAAAAAAGGCUGAUAGUCAUUUCUGGUGAUGUUCUUCCUGCAGCACUGACAGAAGAAUGACACUAUUUGAAGACUUUUACAUUACAGUCCACAAGAGGAGAGAGAAAAAUACUAUUUUUCAUGCAGUUCUCUCUUGUGACUUUGCCACAGUGCUUUCUUUGAUUUCUUAUUUUAGGAUUCUACUUUUUAAAGAGGUCUCUAAACUAACAUUAAUGCUGCCAAUGAGUAUGACAUUUGAUUGCUUUUUUUAUUUAAAUCUUGGCAGUUUUUAAUUGAAAUAGAAACCAGAAUGAUUAAAUAUAGUAUUUGUCAAACCACUGGAUUCCUAAAGAAUUACUCUUUAUUGACUAAAAGUCAAAGAUGACAAUAAAUUAGGUACCCUGAUUUCUGUGUGUGCUGGUUUUAUAUGUAAUCAUUAGUGUCCUUUGGUCCUCUACAAAAAUAAGAGCCUAUCACGGUCUGAUAAAAGGAUCAGAAUUUUAUGAAUGGUUAAACAGAGGAUUUAAUAAUGCACAAAAAACAUGUCUUGUAUUACAUAUUUUUAUGGAAGAGGAAUGCUAUAGAAGAACAUAGUAAUAUUUAUGAGAGAGGAAGUCAGAUUAAUUAUGAAAGAUUAUUUAUUUUAAAGUUAACUAAACCAUUGCUAUUGUACCAUUAGCAAAAUGCUAAGAGUUGUGGCAUCAAUGCACUGGAUGCUUCAUCUGAUGGGAGCAGAAUUGGAAGCAGACUAGUCAUUGCACUACACGUACAUACAGUUUACAAAGUUUAACGUUGCUAUAGCCAUGAAUUCUACUAGUAUUUUUAAAAAUCUCAGUGGUUCUAAAGAACAUAUUCAAAACUAGCGCUUUUGCUUUCAAGGUUUCUGUCACAGAAAGCUUGUUUGAAAGAAGUGUUGAUAAAGUACUAACAUUUUCUAAAUAAAAAAAGAAAGAAAAAGAAAAAAAUUCCAAAGUAAUAAUAAUAAUGUUUUCAUGAAACAAAAAAAGGUUAAGCAUUUGUUUGACCUUUGAUUAAUGAAAUUUACUUACAUUUUCUUUAAAGUGUUUUAAUUUUUUUAAUGUCUGUGGAGUAUUUGUAUAAUACCAUGAUGUAUAUUUAUGUAGAACUGAAUUAUGACAGUACAAAUAUCAUUAUAGGAAAAAAAAAUGACAUUUUAAUGUAUAUUGUUCUAUCCAGUCAAAUUGUGAAUCAUUUUGGAGUUCAUUAUAGAGAUAUUGAUAAAUUGCGUGGUUGUCUUAAUGUUUUUUUUAUUAUUAUUAUUAUUUCAUAUCUGACUGAGGUUUUCAGCUACAAUAAUCAAUUGGUGAAUUCCAAAAAUGGAAAACUGAACUUGGUUUAAAAUUGAUAACUGUAUAUGGGUUAGUUAAACCGAAUUAUAGCUUGGAGUAAUGAAAACUUUUAAUACGGUAUUCAAUUUACUUGAACAAAAUAGUUUCUUGUACAUAUUUUGCCUAUUCACUGUUGAUAUGUAUGUAGUAAACUGACAUUAAAAGGAAAAGAAAACCUUCACUAAAAAUAUGGUACCAAAAGGAAAAUUGUAUAGGAGAACAGUAAAUAGUAGCCUCACUGCAACAAAUACUUAUGUAAAUAUGCUUGGGCUUCCAGUUAUAAAUUUUGUAAUUUUGUCAUUUAUUUAUAUCCUAUAAAAGCACACAAAAUAAAACAAAGUUGUACAGUC
Messenger RNA from Alligator mississippiensis (American alligator), 6416 nucleotides. RefSeq names its product ankyrin repeat and sterile alpha motif domain containing 1B (gene ANKS1B). The transcript is spliced from 29 exons. Gene Ontology annotation, cellular component: cytosol. The record is from RefSeq and is a predicted model, not a curated record. Lineage: Eukaryota; Metazoa; Chordata; Crocodylia; Alligatoridae. Gene Ontology annotation, molecular function: protein binding. The coding region runs from base 594 to 4601 and encodes 1335 amino acids.